CUCCUGAAGGAUAUAACCAGUAGACCAUUGUCUUUGAGGCGCGUUCUCUUUUUGGGCAUUUAAAAAUAAAAGCAAAUGUUAAUUUUCCCUUGACUUCAGGGAUAUUAAAAUUCUGCUUUACUGCCUCUUUUUAUUCCUGCCACCUUUGUUGCGUGCCUAGCGACACUUCUUCAGUUUCUCAGGAAUAUGGACGUAGGUAUUCAGGAAUCUGACGAACAGAUGACUUUGUUCCGAUCAUGUUUCAUCAGUUUUGUACUAGAGGGCCACUAUUAAGAAAAGAAAUACAAACAAAAAGCUGUUCAAACUUUCAAUUGUAGAUAUUUUAGUAUUCAGUUUAUUUUGGUUAAUUAUUUUUAGUCAUAGGUUCAACAAACUGCGUGCCAAUGGGGUGAGAUUUUUAGCUAAAGUCUAAAGGACCAUUAGCCAGAUUAUUAAUUACGAGGUCACUCAGGGAAACUGUGAAGUGCAAAUAUGAAUUCCAUCCUUCAGCUAUAACUUGUGCAAGGCAACCAGGAGCCUCAGCUGACUGUAGCAGAAAAUUGGCUGUGUCAGAUGACUCGGUUUCAAGCCAUGAACUACAAUGGUGCUGGAAGCUAUAGGCUUAGGAAUUUUAGAGAUUAACCAUUGUGGAUCCAGGACUGAUUUUUCAAUUCCGUAUUAGAGAAGUAUUCACUUACAAGAAUUGGUUAAAUGGCUCCCAACUCUUUUAGGGUGAUUUUUAUUUCUUUUGCCUUUGAACGUUUGCUGGUAUGUUGUCAUGUAUAUCUGGGGCUUCCCAGUUAGAGAAAUAGACUUAUCUGGUUUCCAAUGCAGUGUUUCUCCUUUUCAUUAUAUGCCUUUCCAAACUGUAGAAAGAUGCACUGAUGCUCCCACUGCGUCCCACACAGAUUGUUCCUCUGUAAGGAUGAAUGAGGAGAUCAUAAUCUACAUGACACCAAACCAGAACUUCCAGCAGAAGCACACAGCAAAAAACAAACUCAAGAAUAAAUCUAAUUCAAGGGAGCUGCCGUUAACCAAGGGCGUGCUAAGACACCACACACGUUUUAAAAAGCAUCAAGUUGCAGCAAAAGAUAUCACUGGCAAAGCAGAUCGUGUCCCUUUUCCGUGGAGGCUCGUCUCCGUGGUGCUCAGCAUCCUGUGCCUUUUCCUCAUGGCCACCGUUAUCACAGUGGCCUUUUUUACUGCAAACUCAACUUCCAAACGAACAUCUUUUCUGGUCCAGCAAAAAGAAAAUCUUUGUCCAGGACCUCCGUACCACCCUUGUCCAAAGAACUGGGUGUGGUUCAAAUGUAGUUGCUACUACUUCUCCAAGGAAAAGCUGACUUGGAGAGAGAGCCAACGUGCCUGUUUAUCUUUCAAUGCCACUCUCAUGAAGAUAGACAGGGAAGAAUGGCAUUUCUUCUCUUUGGACUCUUUCCAUUGGAUUGGCGUCUACUCUAAGGCAACGGAUAAGCACUGGUUAUGGGAAAAUGAUUCGGCUGUCCCCUCCGAUACAUUUUUUCUUCCUUUGUUUCAGAAACGCGUCUGCCUUUCUUAUAAAUCAAAAGGAGUUUGUUUUAGUGAGGACUGUGAGAAUACACUGCCUUACAUUUGUAAGAAUCAUCUAUGAAUUCACAGAAGAGAUGAAAAUUAUUCUUGUCUCAUCCUACGUCUUGACAGUACUGCUAGUGGUCACUUCCUUGUUCUAUGGAGAAAUAUGGAAAAUCUAUUUCUUUGGUUUAAUAAAGAUAAAAUGUUGUCAAUCAGAUUCUAAUGUCUUUUUUUCAAAUGUACU
Ochotona curzoniae (black-lipped pika) is the source of this 1774-nucleotide messenger RNA. RefSeq names its product killer cell lectin-like receptor subfamily E member 1. The record is from RefSeq and is a predicted model, not a curated record. The transcript is spliced from 6 exons. The coding region runs from base 758 to 1609 and encodes 283 amino acids. NCBI's taxonomy places the organism in Eukaryota, Metazoa, Chordata, Mammalia, Lagomorpha, Ochotonidae. Gene Ontology annotation, biological process: stimulatory C-type lectin receptor signaling pathway; positive regulation of natural killer cell mediated cytotoxicity.